Molecule: messenger RNA, 2375 nt
Organism: Rhododendron vialii
Lineage: Eukaryota; Viridiplantae; Streptophyta; Magnoliopsida; Ericales; Ericaceae
Product: dynamin-related protein 4C-like
Exons: 1
Coding region: 73-2139 (688 amino acids)
Cellular component (GO): microtubule; membrane; cytoplasm
Molecular function (GO): GTP binding; microtubule binding; GTPase activity
Source: RefSeq, a predicted model, not a curated record
GCAUCCCUCAGUCCACUUCCAGUCUUCCACCAAGCGUCUUUCUCUCUCUCUCUUCUCCUUCUCUCUCUCUCAAUGGGCUCGCAUGGUAAACAACAGCAGCAGAUAACCCAUGAGGUGGACGAAGAAGGCCAUCCAAUAGCCAAUUUUCAUGCACAGCCACUCUCAGUAGUGGCUGAAGAAGGAGAAGAAACACAUGUUCCCAUUUCACCCCACCCGCCCCUGAUGUUUGCCUUCAACGAGCGCAUCCGACCUCUGCUCGACGCGGUCGACGAGCUGCGCCACCUCAAAGUGGCCCAAGAGGGCAUCCAGCUCCCAACCAUAGUGGUGGUUGGUGAUCAAUCAUCCGGAAAAUCAAGUGUGCUGGAGUCCCUAGCCGGCAUAAGUCUCCCCCGCGGCCAAGGCAUUUGCACCAGGGUUCCCCUGAUCAUGAGGCUUCAACAGCACCAAAAUCCUCAACCGGAGCUCCACCUGGAGUACCAAGGCAAAACGGUCCCAACGGACGAAACCCAGAUCGCGGAAGCCAUUGUUUUGGCCACUGAUGAGAUUGCAGGCCGUGGGAAGGGAAUAUCACACACCCCAUUAACUCUGGUUGUAAAGAAGAGAGGUGUUCCGGAUCUUACUAUGGUGGAUCUCCCUGGGAUCACUAGGGUGCCUGUUCAUGGCCAACCGGAGGAUAUAUAUGAGCAGAUAUCUGGGAUUAUUAUGGAGUAUAUAACACCAGAAGAGAGUAUAAUACUAAAUGUUUUAUCUGCUUCUGUUGAUUUCCCUACUUGUGAAUCAAUUAGGAUGUCUCAGCGUGUCGACAAGAACGGUGAGAGGACUCUAGCUGUGGUUACUAAAGCUGAUAAAGCACCUGAAGGUUUGCUUGAGAAGGUUACUGCUGAUGAUGUGAACAUUGGGCUCGGUUAUGUUUGCGUGAGGAAUCGGAUUGGGGACGAGUCCUAUGAGCAAGCCCGCAUGGAAGAAGCCUCUCUGUUUCAAAAUCAUCCUCUGUUAUCAAGGAUUGAUGAGUCCAUGGUUGGGAUACCAGUUCUUGCUCAGAAGCUGGUACAGAUACAGGGUACAAUUAUCUCAAAAUGUUUGCCGGAUAUUGUGCGAAAGAUAAAUGACAAGCUGAAUUCCAAUGUAUCAGAGUUGAGCAAAAUGCCACAGAAUGUAUCUUCAGUUGCUGAAGCAAUGACGGUGUUUAUGAGGAUCAUUGGUUCAUCCAAAGACUGUUUGAGAAAAAUACUCUUGAGAGGAGAGUUUGAUGAAUACCCAGAAGACAAAACAAUGCAUUGCACCGCUCGGUUGUUUGAAAUGCUGAACCAGUUCGCCGAUGAGCUUCAAAAGAGUGCAGAAAAUAAGUCCACUGAGAACUUUCUUGUGGAUGAGAUGAGGAUCCUAGAUGAAGCCAAAAGAAUUGAGCUCCCCAACUUCCUCCCUCGCACUGCCUUUCUUGUAAUCCUCCAGAAAAAGGUCGAGCAGAUAUCCAAUGCGCCAAUUGAUUUCAUGGAGAAAGUGUGGAACUACAUUGAAACUGUGGUUACAACUGUUUUUACAAAACAUUGCGAAAAUUACCCUCAACUCCAAUCGGCUACGAGAAGGGCGAUCCAUAGUCUGCUGGCAAAGAUGAAAGCUAAGUCUUUUGAUAGAGUAAUGGAGUUUGUAGAGAUGGAGAAGCAAACAGAUUAUACGUGUAGUCCGGAUUACAUGUCAGACUGGGGUAAACUUAUGGCUCAACAGAAUAAUUGCAUAGAGCGCAUAAAUAGUCCCUACUACUCAGAGAUAACGAUUGAAGGUUUCGGGAAUAUACAGAUUGGGCAUCUUCGCGGUCUUUCAAAUGUUAGAGAGCAGGCGUUUGACAUGAAAAUGAGGAUCACUGCAUAUUGGAAGGUUGUUCUGAAAAGGUUAGUCGAUAGCUUGGCUCUGCACUUGCAGCUACAUGUUCGGAACUUGGUUGAUCGCCACAUGGAACCAGAGAUUGUCAACGAGCUAAUGGGAUCUCAAGGGGGCGGUCCAGGUGCAAUUCAAAGGAUGCUUGAAGAGUCUCCAUCAGCUGCAAAAAAGCGCGAGAGGCUGAACAAGAGUAUCAAGUUGCUUAAGGACUCCAAGGAAGUCGUGGCUCGGAUCAUGGAUAGGAUCGCUUUCGAUAAUUAAAGCUCAAACUCUCUUUCUUAGCGUCUUGUUUCUCGACGCUGUUUGGUUUAUGUUGUUGGUCACUGGUCAGUCAGUUUGUUUGUGUUGCUUUUGUUUUUCUCCUUGGCUAGUCGUGUUUAUGUCUGUCGUUUUGUGUCGUUGGCACUAGGUGAUCCUGCUUCCUAAGCUGUCUAUGAUCUAUAAGAAAGACUUGUCAUGAAUUUUACUAUGAAGGCCUUUUGGGUAUUAUUAUUAUA